CUAGUCCCACUUGGCAGAGGAUGUUCAGAAGUUUGUCACCUCGUGUGAUACAUGUCAACGGAUGAAGAGCAGCAAGCAGAAAAAGGCGGGACUACUGCAGCCUAUUCCUGUCCCAGAACAGCCAUGGCAAGUGGUCAGCCUAGACUUCAUUACCGGGCUACCAACUACCACCAGCGCUCAUGAUGCGAUCCUUGUCCUCAUCGACAAGUUCUCCAAAAUGGGACACUUCAUCCCGGCACACACGACGGCACGCACCGAGGAGACAGCACAACUCUUCGUUCGUUACAUCAUCUCACAACAUGGCAUUCCAACCACACUCAUCUCCGACCGAGACCCCAAGUUCACCUGCAAGUUCUGGAAGGAACUUAUGUCUCUUCUCGGAACCAAAAUUGCCAUGUCAUCCACUUACCAUCCGCAGACAGAUGGACAGACCGAGCGCCUCAACCAAAUUGUGGAGCAACUCCUCCGCGCAGCCUGCAAGGACGACAUCUCCAAAUGGGACUUGAAUCUUCCCGUCCUAGAGUUUGCCUACAACAAUGCUACUCACGCCGCUACUGGACAGACGCCGUUCUUCCUCUGUUACGGACGCCACCCACUCACACCUCAACAGCCAACCAUACCAGCCACAGUCCAAACGGCUCAUGAUUUCAUCACGACCAUGCACAAACUUUGGGAACGGACCCACAAGCGCCUUCUCGAUAUUCAGCAACAACAGAAGCGCCAAGCCGAUCGCCACCGCACAGACCACACCAUCACCGUGGGAGACCGAGUACUACUCGACACGCGCAAUCUUGACAUCAGCCAUCUCCCAUCCAAACCGCGACCUCGCUUCUGCGGACCCUUUCUCUGGCUGGACUAGUAGUGCCGCCCUGGCUUGCUUUAGUCUU
Messenger RNA from Closterium sp. NIES-67, 887 nucleotides. Lineage: Eukaryota; Viridiplantae; Streptophyta; Zygnematophyceae; Desmidiales; Closteriaceae. The record is from the annotation of a GenBank genome assembly.